CCAGCGCAGCCGGGACGCGGCGGGACCGUGCUUAGGGCCGCUGCACCGUCUGCGGGAGCCCGCUGCUCAGCGAGGCGCCUCGCCGCACCCAGGGACCCCGACCUCGGAGAGCCGGGACCCCGAGCGGACUCGCCAGGAUGCGCGGCCCCCAGCUCCUCGGCGAGCUCCUCCUGCUCUGUCUGGGCGUCGCCGCUCUGGCCGCCCGGCCGGGGCCCAGUUUUCUGGUGACAGCCCCAAGGACCAUCAGGCCAGGAGGAAAUGUGACCAUCGGGGUGGAGCUCUUGGAACACAGCCCUUCACAGAUCACUGUGAAGGCCGAGCUGCUCAAGAAGGCGGCAAACCUAACUGUCUCUGUCUUGGAAGCAGAAGGAGUCUUUGAGAAAGGCUCUUUCAAGACACUUACUCUCCCAUCACUACCUCUGAACAGCAAGGAUGAGAGCUAUGAGCUGCGCGUCACUGGCCACGCGGAGGAUGAGAUUUUAUUCUACAACAGCACGCCCUUAUCAUUUGAGAUUAAGAGAGUGUCUGUCGUCAUUCAGACAGACAAGCUGCUCUACAAGCCAGGGCAGGAAGUGAAGUUUCGGGUUAUUAUGUUCUCCUCAGAUUUUAGGCCUUAUAAGGCCUCUUUAGAUGUCUUCAUUAAGGACCCCAAGUCCAAUGUGGUCCAACAGUGGUUGUUACAACGAAGUGAUCAUGGAGUCAUUUCCAAAACUUUUCAGUUAUCUUCACAUCCUAUACUUGGUGACUGGUCCAUUCAGGUUCAAAUAAAUGACCAGACAUAUUACCAAUCAUUUCAGGUCUCCGAAUACGUAUUACCAAAAUUUGAAGUUGUUCUCCAGACACCAUUAUACUGUUCUUUGAAUUAUAAGAAUUUAAAUGGUACCAUCACAGCCAAGUAUACAUAUGGGAAGCCAGUCAAAGGAGAUGUAACACUUACAUUUUUACCUUUAUCAUUUUGGGGAGAGAAGAAAAACAUUACAAAAACAUUUAAGAUAAAUGGAUCUGCAAACUUCUCUUUUAAUGAUGAAGAAAUGAAAAAGGUAAUGGAUUUUGCAGAUGGGCAUUCCAAGCACGUGGAUCUGUCCACCCCGGGACCAGUGGAAAUUCUAGCCACAGUGACAGAAUCACUUACAGGUAUCUCAAGAAAUGCAAGCUCCAAUGUCUUUUUCAAGCAACAUGAUUAUAUCAUUGAAUUUUUUGAUUAUGCCACUGUCUUGAAGCCAUCUCUCAACUUCACAGCCACUGUGAAGGUAACCCGUUCUGAUGGCAGUCGAUUGACUCAAGAAGAAAGAAGGAAUCAGGUAGCCAUAGCAGUGACCCAGAGAAACAGGACCAAUCUCUGGAGCAGGUGGAACCAUGAAAAUGAGGGAAUGGAAGAUGCCCACAUCACAAAUUACACUGUUCCCCCGGAUGGAAUCUUUAAGAUUGAGUUCCCAGUCCUGGACAGCUCCAGCCAGCUCCAAGUGAAGGCUUACUUUCUUGAUAGUGAAAGUAACAUGGAAGUUCAUGGCACGUUUACAUCCCCUAGUAAGACAUACAUCCAGCUAAAGACAAGAGAUGAAAAUAUAAAGGUUGGAACACUGUUUGAGUUGGUGGUUAGUGGCAACAAACAAGUGAAGGAAUUUAGCUAUAUGGUGGUAUCCAGGGGUCAAUUGGUGGCUGUAGGCAAACAAAGUUCAACAACUUUCUCUUUAACACCAGAAAAUUCUUGGGCUCCAAAGGCCUGUAUAAUUGUGUAUUAUGUGGAAAAUGAUGGAGAAAUUAUAAAUGAUGUUCUAAAAAUUCCUGUUCAGCUUGUUUUUAAAAAUGAGGUAAAGCUGUUUUGGAGUAAACCUAAUGCAGAGCCUUCGGAGAAAGUCUCGCUGAGGGUCGCUGUGACACAGCCUGACUCUGUCGUCGGGAUUGCAGCUGUUGACAAAAGUGUAAGCCUGAUGAAUGCCUCAAACGAUAUCACAAUGGGAAACGUGGUCCAUGAGUUGGAACUUUAUAACACAGGAUAUUAUUUAGGCAUGUUUAUGAAUUCUUUUACCGUCUUUCAGGAAUGUGGCCUCUGGGUGUUGACGGAUGCACACCUCAUGAAGGAUUAUAUCGAUGGUGUUUAUGACUUUGUCGAAUAUGCCGAGAGGUAUAUGGAGGAAAAUGAGGGAUACUUAGAUAUUCAUGGUUUUUCUUCAGCCAGUAAUCCACAUGUCAGAAAGCACUUUCCAGAGACUUGGCUUUGGCUGGAUGUUCACAUGGGAUCUAAGAUUUAUCAAGAAUUUGAAGUUACUGUACCUGAUUCUAUCACUUCCUGGGUGGCUACAGCUUUUGUGAUCUCUGAAGACUUAGGUCUUGGCCUAACAACUGCUCCUGUGGAGCUACAAGCCUUCCAACCAUUUUUCAUUUUUUUGAAUCUUCCCUACUCUGUUAUCAGAGGUGAAGAAUUUGCUUUGGAAGUAACCAUAUUCAAUUAUUUGAAAGAUGCUACGGAGGUUAAGGUAAUCAUUGAAGAGAGUGACAGAUUUGAUAUUCUAAUGACUUCAAAAGAAAUAAAUGCUACAGGACACCAGCAGGACAUUCUGGUUCCCAGUGAAGAUGGUACAACUGUUCUUUUCCCAAUUAGGCCUACACAUCUGGGAGAAAUCCCCAUCACAGUCAGAGCCAUCUCACCCAUGGCUUCUGAUGCUAUCACCCAGAGGAUUUUAGUAAAGGCUGAAGGGAUAGAAAAAUCAUAUUCACAAGCCGUCUUGCUAGACUCGACUAACAGACAGCCAACCGUGGAAACUUUGAGUUUCUCGUUUCCCCCUGAUACGGUCAGUGGCAGUGAGAGAGUUCAGAUCACUGCAGUAGGAGAUGUCCUUGGUCCUUCCAUCCAUGGCUUAGCUUCACUGAUUCGAAUGCCUUACGGCUGCGGAGAACAGAACAUGAUAAAUUUUGCUCCAAAUAUCUACAUUUUGGAUUAUCUGACUCAAAAGAAACAGCUGACAGAUAAUGUAAAAGAAAAAGCCCUUUCAUUUAUGAGGCAAGGUUACCAGAGAGAACUUCUCUAUCAAAGGGACGAUGGCUCUUUCAGUGCAUUUGGGAAUAGUGAUCCUUCUGGGAGCACUUGGUUGUCAGCUUUUGUUUUAAGAUGUUUCCUUGAAGCCGAUCCUUACAUAGAUAUUGAUCCGAAUGUGCUACACAGAACGUAUAAUUGGCUGAAAGGACAUCAGAAAUCCAGUGGUGAAUUUUGGGAGCCAGGAAGAGUGAUCCAUAGUGACCUUCAGGGUGGCAAUAAUAGUCCAGUGACACUCACAGCCUAUAUUGUGACUUCUCUCCUGGGAUACAGAAAAUAUCAGCCUAAUAUUGAUGUGCGAGACUCCAUCAGCUUUUUGGAGUCCAAGUUCAGUCAAGGAAUUUCAGACAAUUACACUCUGGCCCUGGUAACGCAUGCACUGUCCUCAGUGGGGAGUCCUAAGGCGGCGGAGGCUUUGAGAGUGCUGAGCCUGCGCGCAGAGGAGGAAGGAGGUGAGCGUUUCUGGGUGUCACCCGCAUCUACGCUGUCCGAGGGCUGGCAGCCACGCUCCCUGGACAUUGAGGUGGCGGCCUAUGCCCUGCUCUCCCACUUCCUGCAGCGCCAGGCUCCCCAAGGCCUCCCUGUUAUGAGGUGGCUCAGCAGGAAGAGAACCAGCCUGGGGGGCUUUGUAUCCACCCAGGACACCAUCGUGGCCUUAAAAGCCUUGUCCGAAUUUGCGGUCCUAAUGAAUACAGAAACAAAAGGUAUCCAAGUGACGGUGUCAGGGCCCAGUGCACCACGUCCUGUGAAGUUUCUGAUCGACACACACAACCGCUUUCUCUUUCAGACAGCAGAGCUUGCUGUGACGCAGCUAGCUGCAGUUGAUAUAACCGCAAAUGGUUUUGGAUUUGCUAUCUGUCAGCUCAAUGUUGUUUAUAAUGUGAAGGAUUCAGGGUCUGUUAGAAGACGAAGAUCAACCCAAAAUCAAGAAGCCUUUGAUUUAGAUGUUAACGUAAAAGAUGAUGAAAAUGAUGUCAAUCAUGUAAAUUUGAAUGUGUGUACAAGGUUUCUGGGCCCAGAUAGAAGCGGCAUGGCCCUCAUGGAAGUUAACCUUCUCAGCGGCUUUGCUGUGCCGUCCGAUACCAUUUCUCUGAGUGAGACAGUGAAAAAAGUGGAAUAUGAUCACGGGAAACUCAACCUCUAUUUAGAUUCUGUAAAUGAAACACAGUUUUGUGUUGAUAUUCCUGCUGUGAGAAACUUUAAAGUGUCAAAUACCCAAGAUGCUUCAGUAUCCAUAGUGGAUUACUAUGAACCAAGGAGGCAGGCGGUGAGAAGUUACAACUCCCGAGUGAAGCUGUCCUCCUGCGACCUUUGCCAAGACGUCCAGGGCCACUGUCCUUGUGAGGAUGGAGCUUCAGACCCCCAUCACCCUUCUUCAGUCCUGUUCGUCUUUUCUCUUGUGCUUCUGUGCUCUUUGCAACACUGGCUGUGAUUUAUUGUUUAAGGACUCCAUGUAAAACUAACAUUUCCAGAAAUCACACGCGAUCGCUUUGUUUUCAUAGUUGAAUUAUCACCUCGGGCUAUUUUGAAAAAAAAAAAAAGGUAUUUUCAUUACACAGGGUCAGGGGAUGGUUUACAACGUGUCUUAGGGUGUAAUUUCUUCACUUGGCCUUUGUGUGAUCAGAAUGACUGCAGUGGGGUAUUUUUAUUUUCCCUAUGUGAAAUUGUUUAAGAUUUUUUAAAGGAAGUUUUUGUUUUCUUCAGUCUAAAAAUGUUUUUAAAAAAUUUUUUCUAUUUUGUAAAAGACAUAGUCUUAGGCCGUCAAGCAUUAGUAUGCAUCAGUGUUUGCUCUAGCGUUCAAGAUGGAUUUCUUCGGGAACCAGCAGGAGGAGCUUCUCCUGUUCUCUUCCUACCUCCAAUCUAAUGCACACCCCGUGGUUUCAGUGUAUCUUUCUGAAUUGGACAUUGUUUCUUUCUUUUAGAAUGUAGAUGGCAAGUUUUAAAAAGUUGAAUGGUCUUUUUCCACUUCUAGUCAGAUCACCUCCCCAGCCUUUAUCUACCCUUUCUGUUUCUCCUGGAGAGAAUGAGAAGCGACCUGUCUUCUUCUGCGUGAUGUGGUUUUCAGAGAGUGGGGAGAGUGUAUUCAGCCCCAAACCCAGCCAUAUUUCAGGCACAUGAGUCAGAGAGCACUGCUACGUGUGCCUUAUGUGACUGAGAACAGAGGGCCGAGGCUGGAAUACGCUUGAACCAGAAGUACAAGAACGUGCUCUACAAGUUUCUGACAACAUGUGACCUCCACGUGCUCUGGGAAGGAAGUUGGAGCUGAUGGGGCCAACUUGAAGUCUUGACCUGAAAUGCUGUAGUGUUGGCCUGGACUUCUGGAGAACCUUGUCUAGGCUUAAGGCUCUGAGCACCAGACUGCCACUGUCUAGUGAUGUGAUGCAAAAUAUGAUUCCUUAAGAAGAUUUAUGAAUUCUGAGCAUCUGGCUCAUUGGUCACCCUGUACUCUGAAGAUAUUCACAUACCUAUGAGAUGAGACUUAAAAAAAAAUCCUUUCCUGCUCCUUCCCUUUUCAUCCUUUCUUCUUUUUUCCUUCUUGCCUGUCAACAAACAUUAGAUAUUAAAAAAAUUAAGGACUCUAAAAACUAAAUCCAGGGAGUGGUUUAAUUUUGCUUCUUAACUCCAUGGAUUUUUGUCUCAAAGUAGGCAUGGGAAAAUAAUUUCCAUGGGCCUCAAAGAGUUUGCUACGUAUUUUUUAGCUAUUUAAAAAGAAGUCUAUGAAAACUAAAAUAUGCAAUUAUAUUUUUAAAAAUUAAUUUUAAAAAGAAUACUUUUAUUAUAGUGAAUUCUAAGAAGUUAUAUUGGAAUAGAUGUUCAUACAUUGCUUAUGGAUAUUUUGAUACCAAGGUAGAAACAAUCAACAUUAUAUAUUUUAAUACUUGCAUUCUCUGUAGAAAACAGAAACUCAGGGAGUGGCCUAUGAAGAGAGUGGUUAAAUAUCAAGUAUAUAAUUUUCAUGUAUUUAUUUUAAAUUGGAGAAAAGUUUAAAAUUUUUUUUAUCUGUGUCUUACUUGCAUUCUCAUUGCUGGAACAAAACACAUAACACCUAUAAGUUAGAAGAGAGGUUUAUGUUAGUAUGUUAGCUCACAAUUUGUAGAAAUUUUAGUCCAUUGUUGGCUGGUUCCAAGGCAGGGUGACAUAGCAGAGGGCAUGGUGGAGGAGAGACAGCCCAUGGCAUGGCAGGAAGGAGGAUAAAAGGAAGCGGGGAGAUAUCCCCACAGCCACCCACCGCUUCCCACCAGGCUUUACCUCCCAACAUCAUACCCAGCUGCAGGUCUACCUGCGGGCUAAUCCAGUCAUGAGUACACACACCCACAAUACAGUCAUCUCCCCAAAGCCCAUCUAUGAGUACAUGAGGCUUUGGGGGGCAUUUUAGAUAUAAACUAUAACAAUCUGUUUCACCUUAGGAACAGUUCAUUCUAGAAACGGCAUUUGUCAUGUUUGUCCUCGCUGUUCUGCGAUCUCAGGCUUUACUCUCUGGAAAUUCUGUGAAGGUAGAAUCAUUUUAUGAUGUGUGUUGGCAGAGAUUCCCCCUGCCUGCCUGCCCAGAGAACCUUGUAGUGACUGUCACUACCUUAUGUUCUGUAUUAAAUAAUUUAUAGUGAACUUAGCACUGUUUAUCGGGAAACACUAGGGUGGAAAUUCCACCGGAAGACAGAUUGUUUGUGUUUUAGACUUCCUCAUUUAAAAACGAGGAUUGAAAUAUACUUUUUGGGUAUAGUACUUAAGAUUUUUAGGUAAAAAGGUACUUUGUAACUCACCUCUUUUCAUUAUGCAUCUAUUAGAAGUAAGGAGGAGGCAGCAGAGGUGAGGAGAGGAUUAGUCAGGUCAGUUGGUGGUGCAUGGGGCCAAAGGGGUGUCUCAGCCGCUCCCCACUGCUUCUGUGCUUCUCAGAGAACGCGCUCCACUCCAAGAAGGGAUUGAAAGACCACAGGCACACGGAGAAAUACAGUGCACUGGGAGCAGUAAGUAAUAGUGUACACUAUUUUCUUCACGUGCUAUGAGAAAUAAUAUAAAAAAUCAUUUUACUUUUGUCUGCUUGUGCUGAAACUCAUCCACUGAGAAUGUCAUCAGUUUUGCUUCUUGAAAUGAGCUCAUUUAAAUUUCUUCAUUGUCCCUUAUCUCAUUUUGGUUUUUGAUUGGCCAGUGGUUCCACAGACUGAACACUGGGAGUAAGUAGGAACCUCACAGUUUUAGGACAGAAUGACGUGUUUAUAUUUAGAUUCGCCAUGUUACUACCUUUAGUUACAGUGCUAAAAAAAGAAAUGAGAGCUCUUGAAAAUGUGUCCAAUGAAAUGCUUCCUUUUACUGUGUUCUAUUUGCUUUGUUUUUUAAAAAUGUUCUAAAAAAACUAUCUUUGGUUUAGUAUUUUAGUUACGUUAUAAUUAGCAGCACUGUGUUCAUACAAAAUACAAGUGUACAGCUGUUACCUAGAAGUUUGUACUUAUAUAUGGUACCAUAUCCUAAAUGUGGGAGAACAUAUAGGCAUAACUCUCUGCUACUAUUUUUUUUGAACCUGGGUAUAGUACUUUUUGAAACUCAUAACUAACCGUCAUUUCUUCUCAUGUGAAGUUGUUUGUUAGUAGUUUGGCAGUAUAAUCCAAAUUAUCUUUACUUUGACAUUCAGUUAUUUCAUUUGACAUUUCUAGACGCCUUAUGACAUUUAAAAAAUUGGAAUUGAUUUUGCUUUGUAAUUUUUAACAAAAGAGCCAUUUUAUUAACCUGCUGACAUAUAAUCUAGAGUUCUUUUUUUCUGACUGCAUUGGAACUACUGACUAUUGAUGUCUAUAAAAAUAUGUUGUAAACACCUUCUAGGCAAGGUUCUCCAGCCAAAGGAUUAUAAUUAUUCUGAGUCUGCCAAGUGGCUGUCAUAGGUCAAGGCAUCAUCACAUAUUUCUGGAGUAUCAAUUCUUGCACAUUGUAAAUCUGAGACACUUACCCCAGUAAAUGGAUUACACCUGGGUAAGCAUCAGUACCUUUUAUAUUCUCAGUAGAGGCUUUUGUUAGACCAAAAGAGUACAUUCUUCAUUUUCCUUUGUGUUUAAAUUCUGCUAAGGCAUAGCACUUUUUAAGAACUUAAUAUGUUAAUAUUAAAUACCUUAAGUUAGGUUGGGAAUAGUUUGAGGAGCAGUUACUUUUUACUAUUAAUUUGAAAACAGAGGGCCAUUAUUCUUCAUUGUUCAAAAAAUUGAGUAGAUGUCACUUUUAAAAUUAAGUAUAGGUCAGUGAGAAUAGACUUGUGAAACCAUUUCUAGGUAUUUUCCAGUUUCAUAUGCCUCAUCAAAAGGUAGUGCUACAUUGCAUCAUUUUGUAAAAUACAUUGCAAUUUUUCUUUCACUUAUUAAUACAGUAAAAUAAACAUUUUCUAGAUGAUUUCUAGACUUCUCAUGUCAAAGGACACUUAACACAUGGGUGUUUGUAAUAGGGAUGGUACUGAUGUGUGUUUUGAUGUAAGAGUCUAUUGCAUAUUGUCACAAGAUUUACCUCUCUUCUUCAUUGAGUUUGUGGUAGAGGGCAGUUCUGUGUUCUACCCACAGAUUUUUAAGAUUUAUCUUCGAAGCUGGCUGUUGUGGUGCACGGCUGUAAUCUCAGCACUCUGGGAAGCUGAAGCAGCAGGAGGAUGACAAGUGAGAGCUCAGCCGGGGCAACAGCCAUUUAGUGAGACCCUGCCUCAAAGUAAAACAUAAAGACCGGGGGAUGUAGCUCAGUAUGAAGGUUCUGGGUUCAAUUCGCAAUAAUGAAAAAAAAAAAAGAAAAAAGAUAUCUUUCAUAGAUUUAAUGGAAUAUGGCGUGGUGAUUUGGUCCUUCAAGGCUUUAUAUGUUGAAUUUUUAGGAUGGUGCAUUAGAUACAGUGAAGUAUCUCUUUUGUACAGAGAAAUCUUUAUAAAAUUUCCUUUACAAAUCUCUUGUUUCGAGAAACUUUUGCAUAUGAGAAGUGUACCACUGAAAUAAAACCUUAUUUUUUCAAGAACUAAGCUUUUAUAUAUUGAUCAAGGUGAUCCUGAAAGCUAUUUUAAGCUUUGGAACAUUGUUAAUUAUCACUAAUUGUACCUUACUAUGUAAUCAAUAGGAAAUCAUGCUUUAUCAAUAAAAAUUGACGUUCCUA
Molecule: messenger RNA, 9140 nt
Organism: Cavia porcellus (domestic guinea pig)
Lineage: Eukaryota; Metazoa; Chordata; Mammalia; Rodentia; Caviidae
Gene: Cd109
Product: CD109 molecule
Exons: 33
Coding region: 138-4466 (1442 amino acids)
Cellular component (GO): extracellular region
Molecular function (GO): endopeptidase inhibitor activity
Source: RefSeq, a predicted model, not a curated record